Molecule: messenger RNA, 1063 nt
Organism: Symphalangus syndactylus (siamang)
Lineage: Eukaryota; Metazoa; Chordata; Mammalia; Primates; Hylobatidae
Product: unconventional myosin-XV-like
Source: RefSeq, a predicted model, not a curated record
AUGGGGAAGUUUCUACAUCAGGGCCUUGGAGAGUCCACUGGAAGCCCUGGACAACCCCAACUUUGCAGGCCAGGGGCGCGAGCGCUCUCCCCUCUCAGGUCCGCAGAGGGACCGAUUUCCGGCCUGGAGGGUGGGGUGCGGGGUCAGUGUCCUCUACAGGAUAUAGGAGGACGAGCCCCUGAAGCUGCUCCGUCCCUCCACCCCCUGGGAUGCCACAGAACACCCGCCAGCGAGUUUCUUCCCCAGCGCCCACGAGAGCUGGGCUGCGGGCGGCAGCGGCAGGCGAAGAAUCCAGCGCGGGGAACUCAGGCCCCGGCGUGGCACGACCCCCCGCACCUCCCACCCGCCCCCGCUCUCGCGCAACAGAACUUGCCACGGCCGCGCCUCCACCCAGCUGUGCGCCCGCGGGUCCCGGAUUCACCGCCCGCCCAGCCCGGCGCGGCGCCCUCACCUCAGAAACGCUGCGUGGACUUCGCGGUAAUUUCCCAUCCAGACGGCAGCCGGCAGCGCGCCUCGGCCCAGCUCCUGGCGCCGCGGGUCGCCCGUCCCGCGUUCCCAAAAGCACCGCGCUCACUCGGAAGCUCCGGCAGCCUCGCGACCCUCACCUACCCCUCCCAGCGCCGCCGCCGCCGCCUCCGCCUCAACCGCCGCCUCAACCGCCGCCCAGCCCCUCGCCUGCGCCUGCGGCUCCUCAGGGUCCCGACCGGCGCGUCAGGAGAACCCAAGGCGCAGGCGCGGCGGGGCCUUAAAGGGACGCCGCGGCCUCUGCUUCCCAACGGGUUGGAGCAGGUUGGGGGCCGCGCAGGCCAAGAAAAGGAGCAACCGAGGGGAAGAGAGGAAGACUGAGCCAGGCACAGUGGCUUAUGCCUGUAAUCCAAGCACUUUGGGAGGCCAAGGCCUGCAGAUCAUUUGAGCUCAGGAGUUUGAGACUAACCUGGGCAACUUGGUGAGACCCUGUCUCUACAUAAAAUACAAGCAAAAUUAGUCAGGCGUGGUGGUGGGCACCUGUAGUCCCAGCUAUUUGGGAGACUGAGGUGGGAGGAUUGCUUGAGCUCAGAAGGUU